CUUGUGGGAACUGUCAGACCAGCUCCAGGCGCUGGGGCUUUCUCAGUGGCCUUGUCAGCUCACAACAGGUGUUAACAGCCUCUAAUUGAGGAAACUGUGGCUGGACAGGCUGCAAGGCAGUUCUGCUCCGCAUCGUUCUCUUGCUGACUGGAGACUGCUGAGCCAGUGCACGGCACAGCGUCUGGUGGGGGUGGAGGGGCUGGCCUGGCCCCUCUGUUCUGUGGAAAUGUUGGGGCAAGUGGUCACCCUCACACUCCUCCUGCUCCUCAAGGGGUAUCAGGGCAAAGGAUGCCAGGGAUCAGCUGACCAUGUGUUUAGCAUCUCUGGAAUGCCCCUUCAGUUACAACCAAACAGCAUACAGACGAAGAUUUACAAUGUCCAGUGGAAGAUGUGGCUGCCCUCACAAAAUGCAUUUCGUCAGAUAUUGCAGUGGGAGAAUGACUCUUCACCUUUCAAUACCUUCAACAAUAGAUUCAGUUUUAUAAUCAAGAACUCGACUCUUCUCAUCAAGGCAGCUCAGCAGCAGGACAGUGGCCUCUACUGCCUGGAGGUCACCAAUAUGAUGGGACAAGUUCAGAGAGCCAAGUUCCAGGUUUUUGUAUUUGAUAAAGUUGAGAAACCCCGCCUACAGGGGCAGGGCAAGAUCCUGAACAGAGAGAGGUGCCAAGUGGCUCUGUCCUGCUUGGUCUCCAGGGAUGACAAUGUGACCUAUGCUUGGUACCGAGGCAGCAAGCUGAUCCAGACAGCAGGGAACCUCACCUACCUGGAGGAAGAGGUUGACAUUCAUGGCACGCACACAUAUACCUGCAACGUCAGCAAUCCUGUUAGCUGGGAAAGCCACACCCUGAAUCUCACUCAGGACUGUCAGAAUGCCCAUCACGAAUUCAAAUUUUGGCCGUUUUUGGUGAUCAUCGUGAUUCUAAGCACACUGUUCCUUGGCACCCUUGUCUGCUUCUGUGUGUGUAGGAGAAAGAGGAAGGGGAAGCAAUCAGAGACCUGUCCCAAGGAAUUUUUGACAAUUUAUGAAGAGGUCAAGGAUCUGAAAACCAGGAGAAAUAAAUUCUGGCAAUGGAGGAAAAGAGGAAACAAAAGGAGCAGAGAAGAUGAAAGGGAAGCUGAAGGGGCUUCUUGGUGCAGAAUUGCACCUGCUGAGAAGGGAUGGAGCACAACAGAAAUCAAUGGCAGAGGCAGAGUGCUGCUGUGGUAUUUGUUGUCUGACCACAAAUUCUUUUUCCUAAUGAGUCAGGGCUUGCAUUCAUGAGUCCCUUAAUGGUGACACAGGCUGGGAAGUGUGACCAGCCAAAGCAUAACAGUUUUGUAGCUGGCUCAAUGGACUGCAUUUACAGCCUUUUGGGAGAAGAGGCCUAAGUGUGGCUGAGGUACUAGAGUAACCAGCCUGGCACAAAGCCAACCAGCCUGAGUGGGUUCCUCCAGGAGCCUCUCGCCUGCUCUCUGUGGCAGGCAGCGGCCAACUCCGCCCGUCAUCCAAGAAUUAGAAGAGGAGGAAAUUGCAGAGGGCCUGCAGAUGCCCCUGCUGCUGUGUCCUGCUCAGGGCUGAUGUGGUGACAGGCCCAGGGGAAAGCUCUAAUGGGGCCUACCAAACUGCUGGCAGGAAGUUGGGGGGUGAAGUGGGGUGGAAAUGCCUUCUUUCCACUGCCCCCUGGCGCUUGGCUAUGGAGACCCAGCACCACGUAGGAAGCACAUGUGGUGGGGCUCUUCCGCGCUGGCCACAUACGUGAGGCCCUGUGCAGCCUCACAGAGCAGGCAAGCAUCCUCUCCCAGGUCUGGUUUCAGAGUCAGUUAGGGCAGUUCCCCACGCCUGUUUUGUUUUGUUUUGGCCCCAGUGGUGGCUAUGGGAAUGUGAAAAAUAAAGCAGUGGCUAUUGGAAUGUGAAAAAUAAAAGGGAACUUUGUUUCUCUCACUGCUACCAGACUCUGGUGCAAAUUCCUGAGAGCAUGUGAAUCUAUCCACAGCCAAUGAUGUGCGGGUGCUGCUUGCUACAAAUAAUCUGUUUUUCCAAAAAGAAGAUGACUUGAGUUUAGGAGACCACAGGGGGAGAAACAACUUAGUGCAAAGGAAACAUCUUGGGGAUUCAGGCCUGUUAGCUUACUUCUGACUCAAGAGCUCCUCCCUAUCUGGCCUCAGCCCUCUCUGGCCUCUCCCUAUUGUCUCAGGGUUCCAAUUUGAAGACCUAAAUCUCAAGUUUCAUGUGGUCUCACUUUCAGACCCAGCUCUAAUCUUUCUAGAAACACUUCAGAUGAGUCUGGACAGGAGAGAAAAGCAACAAACUCUUGCAGUAUUUUAAAACACAAAUGAAGUUAUUGACAUUGUCAGAUGCCCAUGACUCUCCAGCCUCUAAGGACAGCUGACAGUUCUCUGCUCCUCUUAGUUUCUUCUUGCUUCCAGGAAUUUAGCUUGCACCUUGCCUAAUGAAACCUUCUGGCCUCCACUGGCUCCCAUUAGAACCCAAACUGGCAAUAUGCUUUCAGUGGUCAGCAGCAUGAAAUACCUCCACCACCGAUUUCCUAAGGGGCAAGAACAAGAAAAGGGAAGCAGGAAGUGCUGCUCCCUGCUUUGGCCCUUGGGUUCAGGGCUGCACCCAGCACUGUAGCUGCCCAGGAGGCUGGCUUGAGGUCAUGGGCAAAGUGACACUGAAGAUGAUCUAGAAAGGGCUUAACUGUGUUUGGUCUUUGAAAUGUUUAAACUUUCUGAAUUCCAGUGCUCUGACGUAAGGCUCGGAUAACAGCCCUACUCAGAGCUUUGCAAGGAAGGGUUUCUAAGUUAGUAAAGGAAAGAAAGUGACAGCAUUCUCUUUGGGCGGGGUUGCUGGAAUCCCUCACACCUGGGUGGUUCCUUGCUCCUGAUACUAAUGGCUUCACUGCGAACUGCUCUUCUUCCUGUCUUUCCCCAUCCUGGGAGGAUCAGUGACUCUCCUCAGUCCUGCCACCUCCCUCCCAGGCUCCUGAAAGCCCCUCUUCUUUGUGCUGUUUUCCCCUGCUCAGUCUAAAUCUGGACUGACCUAGCUGUCUGCUCAUGUUACCCCAUCCCUAUUU
This is a messenger RNA of Rhinopithecus roxellana (golden snub-nosed monkey), 3053 nucleotides long. RefSeq names its product CD244 molecule (gene CD244). The transcript has 6 exons. Gene Ontology annotation, cellular component: external side of plasma membrane. NCBI's taxonomy places the organism in Eukaryota, Metazoa, Chordata, Mammalia, Primates, Cercopithecidae. The coding region runs from base 227 to 1261 and encodes 344 amino acids. The record is from RefSeq and is a predicted model, not a curated record. Gene Ontology annotation, biological process: natural killer cell activation involved in immune response. Gene Ontology annotation, molecular function: MHC class I protein binding.